Prunus armeniaca (apricot) is the source of this 2241-nucleotide messenger RNA. The record is from the annotation of a GenBank genome assembly. Lineage: Eukaryota; Viridiplantae; Streptophyta; Magnoliopsida; Rosales; Rosaceae.
AUGGAGUCAGACAGACCCCAUCGCACAAAAAGCAACAGCAGCAUUAGUGGCACUACAUCCACAACUACAAGCGAGCUCUUCAUUUGCUUCACUACUUCUCGCCUCUCUUCUUCAUCCAUGAAGCUCUCCUCCAAGUCCAUUCUCAGCCCAGGCCGAGCCAGAGAGCCUUCCCAAAUCUCCCUCUCCUCUUCUCUCAGCCGCAGGCUCAGAACCAGUGGAAGCAUCAAGGGUGGCCAAGCCUCCCCAAUGUUCCCUAGCAAUGGUGGCACUAGUAAAAAACGUGGGUGCGCUUUUGAAAACCCAGAACCCUCUUCCCCUAAGGUCACAUGUAUUGGUCAGGUCAGGGUCAAGACCAAGAAACAGGGCAAGAAAAUGAGGAUAAUUAGUAGAUCCAAGCGCAGCAGGGGAAGUGAGGCUAGUUUCAGAAAACCAGAGCAAAAUCAGCAGAGCACCAACAACACAGCUAGUCAAAGUCAAGAGCUUUACAAUCGAGACAACAGCAGCAACAACUUCCAAGGUUUGCACUUUCAAAAUCACCAGAUCAAUAAUAAUAAUCAACAGGAAUGCUUGAGGCACAGGAACCAGAGGUGGGUUCAUCUUCCUUUGACGAUUUGUGAAGCUUUGAGGGCUUUUGGGUCCGAGUUUAACUGCUUGAUUCCGAACCGGUCUUCUUGUUUGGCUAGUGAUGAUAAUAAUAACAAGGAGAAAGAAGAAAAUAAGGGAGUGACAUCAGAGAGUGGAGGGUCAUCUUGUGGUGCAGUCUUUGCGAGGUGGUUUGUUGCUUUGCAAGAUGGGGAUGGGAAAGGGAGAGAGAUUGAGUUGGUGGUGGGUGAAGAUCAAGAAAGAACAGAGAGAAGUACUAAUAGUAGCAGUGGCCAUAGCCAGAGGAGGCAAGUGUUUGAAGGUAUUGAGUUCAAUGAAGAGAGAUUGAAUGAGAGUGUAAUGGAGGAAGAAGAAGCAGGGAGAGUGAGUAUUUGUGUUCCUCCAAAGAAUGCUCUUUUGCUCAUGAGGUGUAGAUCUGAUCCAGUGAAAAUGGCUGCUCUUGCUAAUCGAUUUUGGGAGAUGCCUGCUGCUCCUCAAGAUGAAGAGGUUGAAGAUGAAGAGGAGAAAGAGGACAAGGGUCUUACAGAAAAAGCACAAGACUUUGUAGAAGAACAAGGUACUGAUGAAGUACUUGAGAAGGUGCAAAAUGGGUUGGAGACAGAGGUUGCUGAAGGGGAUGGUGUGUGUGAGAAAUGGGUUUGCGAUGGUGAAGAACAUGGAGACUUGGAAGAGGUAGAAAAAUUGGUUUUAGAAGAAAAGGAGGAUGAGAAAGAAGGUUUGGAUUCGAACCCAGAAAAAAGGCAGCAACUUUAUGAUGAAGUAGAAGAGAUUGAAGAGAAGGCUGAAUGCCAACAAGAAGCAGAAUUAGAGGAAGAAGAGGAACAAGAAUUGGAUGUAACCCAGCAAGCAUUGUCAGAAGAGUGUUGUGUACUUGAUGUUGUUGCAGAUCCAGAAAGGUUAGAACUUGAAGAAAAUGACCACGAAUGUGAAGCUACAGAACAAGAGCAAGAGCAACAAGAAGAAAAAGAAGAGGAAGCUAGAGAAGUAAAGCUUCCAAUACGUUCCAAUGAGUGUGUAAAGUCAGAAGAACUAGAAGAAGAGGAGGAAGAAGAAAAAACAGAGGCUGAAGUUGCAGACGAAUCAACAGAGGAAGAAACAGAGACAGUAACCCAAGAGAGGCCCGAACCCGUAUCCGAAAACCUGAAAAACCAAUUGGAUUCCGGGUCGACGCGGGCGGUUCAGAACCCCGUCUUACCGGACUGCCUACUGUUAAUGAUGUGCGAGCCUAAAUUGUCCAUGGAGGUGUCCAAGGAAACUUGGGUCUGCACCACGGACUUCAUCCGAUGCCUGCCGGAGCGACACGUCAAGAAAGUCGACGCUCCAGAUGAGGCCAAGAAGCGGGUCAGCAUCGACUCGAAUCCUGCUGCGGCGCCGGCGGCGCAGCCGGUCAUUCAGCCGCCGAGGUCGUCUUGUUCGUUCCCAGUUCAGGCAGGUCCGGUUUCGAUGGCCACGAUGAUAGGGGAGAAGCUGGUGGGGUCCACUGGUUACGAGCCGUUUGUGCUUACGCGCUGCAAGUCCGAGCCGAUGAGGUCGGCGGGUAAACUCGCGGCGGCGGAGACGUGUUUUUGGAAGAAUAGGAAGAUGGAGCCGCAUAGGCGGGCGGCGAUGGGAGUCGGCGCGGCUGGGGUCGGGUUCUGA